AUCCCUCUCUCCUUUAAAAAAAUCCCAUUUAAUCUGAUUACCUGCUGUUACAAUUUUCUUUUUGUUUGUUUGCUAAACACAAAGAACAAGAAGAACAGCAAAGGAACACUACCAGUCUACCACCAUUUACUUACUCUCUCUUUCUCGAGCCCCUACCUUCUCUGCUUUCACUACUCGUCUAGGCCUGCAGACUGCAGUGCUCUCUCUAUGCCCCCUUUGCUUGGAGCUUUCUUCUUCCUUGUUUCUCUUCUGUCAUUAAUUUCUUGUCUCCCUUGUUUCUGAACUCUCCAUCUGUUUUGGUAAUGUCAAACCGAAGAAACCCACCUUUACCCAGUUGAGUUCUUUUGUUUUAGGCUCAUUUCAGUGCAGAAGAUUUUGUGUUCUCCCUAAAAGGCAAAGAGAUGAAAUGGGUUGUUCUCAAACACCCCAAAGAUUGAAGCUUUCAGCUGACAUCCGGUGUUUUCUAAAUAAAUAUGGAGGUUCUAGCUGUGGAAUACCCACAGAAAAUGCAGCAUUUUCCUCCCCGUCCCUCUGAAAAUCCUUCAACAACAAACAAAACCUUGUUUUUGCCAACUCCCUUUUCAUCCCCAAAGAAGAAUAAGCGGAUUCUUCGAAAGGAACACAGAAGAAAACCACCUUUUCUCACUUUAAACUUUCCAUCACUCUAAAAUAAAGAAGAUACAGUAGUAACCUCCCACGCCUGCACAAAAAGCCCAAAGUCCAAAAAUAAGCAGCAACAUCUAAGCCAGUCAAACCCCAGUUCUUUUAUUUUUUGUUUUAACUUGGAAGAGUGACAAAAAAACUACAGAAAAACAUGGGAUGUGUUGCCUCCAAGCUAGAAGAAGAAGAAGAAGUGGUGUCUAUUUGCAAGGAGAGGAAACGGCAGCUGAAGCUAGCAGUAGAGAAGAGACAAGCACUAGCAGAAGCUCACUGCAGGUACUGUCAAUCUCUCUAUGCAGUAGCAGCAGCAAUAAAGCUGUUCGUGGCUCGCCAUGCUUCACCAGCUUCACCAUUCCUCAUUACAUUCCCACCUCACAGCCCAUCUGCUUGCCAACCUAAAGAAGAAGGGAAUAAAAGCAACGUGGUAAACAACCCAAUGUUUAUUGAAGAAAGGCCUUCUGAGUCGACCAUUGAAGAGGCCAAUGCUUGUGAGUCUUGUGAUUCAUCAACAACUUCCUCGGAUUCCAGCGAGGAAGAAGAAUGUACAGAAGAGAUGGUGAGGCAGCAACAACAAGAGCAUGAGCAUCAGAGUUAUGGGUACUACUACAUGCAAAUGCCACCACAGCAAGCUGUGGUUCAAGAGUCGCCAGGUGGAGAUUUUGGGUGGGAUUUCUUCAACCCUUUUGAUGUGAUGAAGCCAGAGGUUAUGAAUGGGUACAGGAGGAGUUUGGAUGAUAAUUUGAGGGUGGUGAGGGAGCAAGAAGGCAUUCCUGAGCUGGAGGAAGAAGGGAGUAUUAGAGAGAAUGGAAAUGAGCAAAGGGUGUUUGUUGCUGCUGAGGAAGGGAAAGGUGGAGAAGGUUUUGAUGGUGGGGAUUUGGUUAAGGUGCGUGAUGGGAAUAAUGGGGAUGGAAGCUCAGUUGAACAGAAGAGGCAUUCAGUUAUGGAGUCACCAGAAAAAGGGAGGGAACUGUUGGAUGCUCUGAAGGACAUUGAGGAUCAUUUCAUUAGAGCUUAUGACUCUGGCAAGGAUGUUUCCAAGAUGCUUGAGGCGAAUAAGGUUUACUUGCAGUCUGGGAUGGAGGAAAUGAAAGAGAAUUUUAACAAGCCAAUCCUAGCUCUACCAUGGCACAGGUCAACCUCGUUCAGACCCUCAUGCAAAAGCUUAGUGGCUUCUAGCUCUAGAAGCACAUCGACAUGGACGGAAUACACAAACGAUCUCUUCGACGGUUGUGGAGGGAUGAAUGCUGGAAGCCAUUCCUCAACGCUUGGAAGGUUGUAUGCAUGGGAAAAGAAACUUUAUGAAGAAGUCAAGGCUGGAGAUGCAACAAGAAAGCUAUACGAGAAGAAAUGUUCAAGGCUGAGAAGCCAUGAUGUGAGAGGCGAGGAUGAACUCAACAUGGACAAAACAAGAGCUGCAAUCAAGGACCUUUAUGCUCGAAUUCUCGUAGCAGUUCGUAGUGCUGAAUCGAUCUCGAACAGAAUCGAGAGGUUGAGAGAUGAAGAACUGGAACCUCAAAUUGUAGAGUUGUUAAAAGGCCUAACCCGCACUUGGAAGAUCAUGUUGGAAUCCCAUGAAAACCAGAACAAGAUUCUUUCUCAAGUAAAAACAUUUGAAUGUCCCUCAGCUGGGAAGUUCAGCAAUGACUCCCAUCGUCUUGCCACCCUCCAGCUCGAGGCCGAGCUUCUCAACUGGCGCACCUGCUUCACAGAUUAUGUCACAGCAUCAAGAUCCUACGUGGCAUGCCUCCACAGCUGGCUGACCAAGUUCUUGGUCCCUGAAGUUGAAUUCUACUCCAGAACCAGAAGAGUUGGUCAAAGCUCACCAUCCCUUCCCUCUCAAGCUCCCCCGGGCCCUCCACUGCUCACCAUCUGUCGAAAAUGGCUCUCAUCGAUGGAAAAGCUGCCAGAAGUACACUUGUCGUUCGCGUUGAAGGGAUUUGCCAAAGAUGUGAGGGCAUUGUGGGUUCAGCAAGGGGAAGAGCAGAAGCAGAAGAGGAAAGUCGAGAGCUUGGGCAAGAUGCUUGACAGGAGAACCGUGUCGUUUCACAGGACCGAGACUCGGUUGCUUGAGACCAAGCUCAUCGAGUAUAAUAAUGGAGAGGAGAAUGUUAAUUCGGUGAACCCUUUCGAGCAUUUGGCCGAGAGGAAAGACGAGUUGGAUUUCUUGCAGAAGAAGGUUGAGAUGGAGAGGGAGAAGCAUUACAACUAUGUCCAGGAGACUUCCAGGGUCACCUUGAGUGGGUUUCAGACAGGGUUUUCCAGUGUUUUCAAGGCGUUGACCGAGUUCUCCAAGGCUUCCAUGAACAUGUAUAAUGACCUUGUAGUAACCAGCUGCAGUCAGAGCAAUGGGAAAAUGGAGAGUCAACCAUGUGUGGAGAGCUCCUCCCAGGUUGAAGAAAGGGAAGCCCGGUGACAAAGAGGUAAUUUGUUUAGGGUUUGGUUAAUCUUUUAGUAGAGUGGGGUGUUUAGAUAGAGGGAUUGAUUAUUGUAUAUUGUAUUCGUACGUUACACAUCAUGUUGUCUAAGCAGCUCGCUGAGACCAUCAUGUGUUCGUUUAUACUCUGGUUAAUCUGUGUCAUUAGAGCUAAUGAGCACUGUAGGUGGAGAACUUUGUGCUAGACCAAGUUCAUCGGCUUCCAGCCAUGUAUUUAGUAACGGAAGCUUUAGGCAGAGGCAACAUUUCUGAUUUCUGUAUUCACUAAAGGUCUAAAGCUUAAGGUGGAGAGAUUCUCUGUUUCCUUUUUCUGGAGAGAUUCAAUUUCCAUAGCUUGGCCUAGUAAAAGACUUGAUUUCAAACGGAGAAGAACAAAUGAGCUGUUUAUAUACAUUUCAAGUCGGAAUUCGUGGCUAACCUCCUAAGUCCCAACUAGAUGAAGGAAUCAGCAUAAUUGGAUUUCUGUGUGAAAGACAAAAGCCAGUUUCUUCUGGUAGAAAAGAAACGUGCGCUGUAACUAAGAAACAGGGCACUGCUGCUGCCUCUAUUGGAAAACCGGUAGGUCAAUCCUCGGUCUUUCUCCAAUGGCUGCAUUUACUCCAAUGGCAGGGACAAGGCUACUCGAGGAUGCUUCUCCAGUUUCAUUUGCCAUCUUUAGGAAGGUAAACAUACCACCGUGUAUCUGCAGUGAGCUCAGGAUGGAAGGCAGUCCCCAAUAUGUUCCCCUGCUUCACUGCUACAAUGACUUUCUUCUCAGGGACAGCAUUUUCCUAC
Molecule: messenger RNA, 3868 nt
Organism: Linum tenue
Lineage: Eukaryota; Viridiplantae; Streptophyta; Magnoliopsida; Malpighiales; Linaceae
Source: the annotation of a GenBank genome assembly